AUGAAGGGCUUUGGAUCCGCCGUUUCUACUUUGUUUCUUUCUCUGGGCACAAUUGCCGUUGCCUCGGCGUCCUGCGAUCCGAGUACCCUGAAUACCACAAGUUAUCUCUACGAUAUCACCGAAGAGACUACGGUGUUCGAGGUUGCCCGCAAGACCAACCGCGGUGUCUGUGACAUUGGCCGACACAACCUCAUGGCAGAUGUGACCAUUCCACCUAAUAUUGGCGAAGUCUUCAUCAUCCCUGGCGAAACCUGCACUCCAGACAAUGAAUCCUGCCUGAUCAAAGAUGUGGGCCGUACCCGGACUUGCAUCUACGGUGGACCACGUUUGUACUACACCGUCAAAGGGGACACCUAUGAAAAGAUUGCCCUCCGUCUCAACAUAACGACCGAAUCACUCUCGGGCGGUCAGUCCGCUAAUGAAACAUUGCCGGUUGGCCAGUUCAUCAAGGUCCCCGAGUGCUCGCCGAGUCAAUGUAUCAUCCAGCCUUAUUCGUUUGAGUGGGGUGUGUAUAAGGAUCUUGCCGACAAGUAUGGGACGACUGUUGGCCAAAUCAUGAUGCUAAGCCCGACCUACAACUACAGCAGUCUGGCUUUCAGCAACGGGGGAACAGCUCCGCCAAUUGAUCUUCCCAUCAACUGCACUGCUCUGUCGAGCAAUAUCACCGUUAUCAGCUAG
This is a messenger RNA of Aspergillus piperis CBS 112811, 678 nucleotides long. RefSeq names its product LysM peptidoglycan-binding domain-containing protein. The record is from RefSeq and is a predicted model, not a curated record. The transcript has a single exon. NCBI's taxonomy places the organism in Eukaryota, Fungi, Ascomycota, Eurotiomycetes, Eurotiales, Aspergillaceae. The coding region runs from base 1 to 678 and encodes 225 amino acids.